UAUGUCAAAACAGCACAUUCUGUUUUUUGACACUGUCAAUUUUAAAAAUACCAUGUGCGUUACGAUUCAAUCGUUUUAUUAUAUUUAGUUCUAUAAGUAAAAUAUCAUGGAUUACGUAGUAGGCAGUGUCGCGGCUUUAGUAACUGGUAACGUUACACCGAACCGGCCUAAAUUUCUAAAACGUGCGUUAACCCCGACAAAACACCAACCCUCUCCAAAUGUUACCCCUAAGAGUGAGCUGGUUGAUGACCGGUCAAUUUUCCUUUCACCGACAAUACAAAAGAAGAAGGCUGUUGUAAAAAAAUCACCUAAAAGAAUAUUUGAGAACCCUGACUUGGAUGUUACCAAUGAUGAUGAAGGCAGUACCAAAUCUAAAAGUCCGAAGGCCGAAAAAGUUAAAAAGCAUCUUGAAGAAGACCUAGACGCCGAUUUAAGUCCUAAAUCUCUUAAAAACAAAAGCCCAAGCAUUAAAGAUGUACAAUUUCAGAGUACAGAAGAUGAAAAUAUGGAUGUUUCGGGCAGCCCGCAAGUUCAGAAUGAAAGUACUCCUAAAAAGAAGAAAAAGAAACAAAGUCUUAUUAAUGCACCAAUGGACAAUAUUAAUACUUCAAAUGACAAAAUUGAUGAAAUUAAAAAUAAAACAAUCUCACCUAAAAAGAAUAAAAAAGGCAAAAAAAAGACUAUUGUUGAAACAAAUGUUGACAAGGAGAAUAAUAUAAGCCAUGCAAAUGAAACUCAAACUGAUGAAACAGAGAAAUCAGAUACAGAAAAAACUACAAUUAUCAAAGUAGGAAACAUUUUAAACAAUGAUGAGGAAUCAAAAAAUCCAAAAAAAGGUAAAAAGAAAAAUAGGAAACAAAAGAAGAAAUUGAAUAAUCAACCAGAAAAUACAGACACUUCGGUAGCAAAAAAUACACUGACUGAAUCUAACACAAGUGUUUCAAAGAAAAUAAAGAUAAAAACACUAGUUAAUCCCAAUGCUAUAACAGAUAAAGACAGUGAUUCAGAACAUGAUUCCGAUGAUGAAAUUGAUUCAGAAGAUGAACAGAACAAUAAAGAAGUACUUGAUACAGGCCCAGUAGAAGAAAGCUCAGAAGAUGAAGAAGAAAAACCAGAGAAGAAAGAAAAAGUACAGAAAAAAGAAGUAGUUAUCAACACAGAAGAAGAAGUCAAAAGAACAUUAUUUGUAGGAAAUGUGCCUUUCAGUCCAAAAUGCAAGAAGGAAAUUAAAAAGAUCUUUAAUAAAUAUGGGCAGAUUGAAACAAUAAGAAUCCGCACUGUACCUGUCAAAGAUGGCCGAGCCACCCCUAAGGUGGCUGUAAUCAAGAAUGAACUCCAUCCAGACCGUUCCACUGUCAAUGUUUACGUGAAAUUUAGAGAUGCAUCAUCUGUGAAUGAGGCCUUAGCAGAAAAUGGUACUGUAUUAAAUGACCAUCACUUAAGAGUGACCCGCAGUGACUCUACUGGGUCAGAACAUGACCCCAAAUGCUCCGUUUUUAUCGGAAAUCUACCAUUUGCUUUGGAAGAUGAGGCUUUACAACAGAAGUUCCAGCAAUGCGGAGAGAUUGAAUCUGUACGGAUAAUAAGAGACAAAAAGACAAGUGCAGGGAAAGGUUUUGGAUAUGUUAACUUCAAAUCUAAAGAUGCUGUAGAAUUAGCCCUCGCGUUAUCCGAAGAAGAAUUAACAAUUAAAAACAGAAUACUCCGUGUAAAGAGAUGCACACAAACAAAUACCAAACAAAAACCUCAGCAAGAAAAUCGCUGGGGAAAUUUCCAAGGAGGUCGUGGCAGGGGAAUUACAAGAGGUGGAUUUGACAGGGGAAAUACGCGAGGUGGAUAUGGUAGAGGAAAUGAUCAAGGUAGCUUUGGCCGAGUGAAUGCGCGAGGUGGAUUUGGUAGGGGAAAUGACCAAGGUGGUUUUGGUAGAGGAAAUACACGAGGUGGCUUUGGCAGAGGAAGUACCCGAGGUGGUUUUGGCAGGGGAAAUCCGCGAGGUGGUUUUGGAAGAGGUAAUAUGCAGGGUAGGGAACAAUUUGGGAAUAGAGAUGACAGACAAAUGGGAAGACCUACGUAUGAUGAUAGUAAGGCGGAUGGCGCUAUGAGAAGAUUAAUGAAGAAGAGAACUAACCAGGACGGAGGUGAGGGUCCUCCAAACAAAAUGCAAAAAACUAUCAAUCAGCCAGGGAAAAAGCAGCGCAAGGAAUUUGUUGGAAUGACUGCUGAAAAGAAAAAGAAAAGCAAAUUCGACAAAGGACAAAAGAAGAAGAAAGCACUCAGUGAGAUAUUAACUAAAUAAUAUCAAAAGUGAUAAAACAUGUAAUUGUUAAGUCUUUAACAUUUGAAUAUAAAUGAUAGUUUUAUAUUA
Messenger RNA from Papilio xuthus (Asian swallowtail), 2365 nucleotides. Its product is annotated as nucleolar protein 12. Gene Ontology annotation, molecular function: RNA binding. Gene Ontology annotation, cellular component: nucleus. The record is from RefSeq and is a predicted model, not a curated record. Bases 107 to 2296 code for a protein of 729 amino acids. The transcript is spliced from 6 exons. Lineage: Eukaryota; Metazoa; Arthropoda; Insecta; Lepidoptera; Papilionidae.